Molecule: messenger RNA, 5497 nt
Organism: Rhinichthys klamathensis goyatoka
Lineage: Eukaryota; Metazoa; Chordata; Actinopteri; Cypriniformes; Leuciscidae
Gene: knl1
Product: kinetochore scaffold 1
Exons: 25
Coding region: 36-5390 (1784 amino acids)
Biological process (GO): cell division; attachment of spindle microtubules to kinetochore; protein localization to kinetochore
Cellular component (GO): nucleus
Source: RefSeq, a predicted model, not a curated record
GAUCUAGUGCGCUGUAUUAUGCACAUGCAUUGAAGAUGGAGCCGCUGAAUUCAGGCAGUGAGGCAGUGAAAUCCUCAAGAAGGAGACUUUCUUCGAUUUUAAAAGCUUCUCGGAUAUCUAUGAAAGUACUUGGAUCUGAGCAAGAGGAACAAAAGGUGAUUAAGGAGGAAAUUGCCAAACCUGUAGAGAAGAAGAGAAAUUCGCGAAGAGUGAGUUUUGCCACUACAAAUAAUGUUCGAGUCUUUACAAAUGAUGCAAAAAGUGAAUCUCCUGUUCUGGCAUCCAUACAAAACACACAUGUUGGAGAUAGACCAGAUGAAAAGAUUCUGCGUUUUGUUGAUGAGGGAAAUCACCAAAUCAAAGGCCUGGAAACUUUGUUGAACACUCCUCUUUAUCUAUCCCAGCAUAAGGAGAAUUUCUUCUCUGAUCCAGUCUUACAAGAUGACUGUGUGGAUAGAACAAUGCUGCUCGGAGAGAAUACUGGAUACAUGGAUAUUACUCAAAGUCACACAAUCACAAUUGAUAAGGAUUAUGAAAUAGAAGAAGAACCAAACUCAGAUUGUAGCUUCAAAGUGGCUCAGACAGUCUGUGGUGAUCUGAAUGUUGCAAGUCAGAAGGGUUUGCCACGUGAAGCAAAAGCAGAGAGUAAAAAAGCUGCAACAGACCCAGACUUUAGUGCUUUUCUCGCCGGUAUGUGCUUACCCACUGUAAACACCAUUAAGCCCCCAAAUUCAGAAAAUAAGCUGGAAAGUGUCUUCUGUUCAGCCAAUACAAGCACAAUGGAAAUUGAUAAGGAGAAUCACUUACCAUCUUUUUUAAUGAAGCAACAUCCAGGUGGCAAGGGUAACCCAAAACUACCACAGGCCCUUCAACGUAGACAAUCCCGUGUUACAUUUGUUGAAGAUGACGAUAUAGAGACAACCAUGAGUCACACUGUUGUACUUGAAAACCGAUAUGAUGCUCAGCCUCUUGCACCCUCCAUUUCUGAAAAUCAAGGAAGUGUUAAAGUUACAGGAAAUAUCACUCGCAAUGUCCAGGCUGCUCUGGAUCACAAUAGAUCCCAUUUUUUCUCUGAGGAUGACAAUGCGAUGGAGAUGACAGGGGCAUUUGAUUUAGCUGUUCGAGAAAAAGACCACACAAUGAAUAUGAAGGAGCAGUCUCCAAUUCCCAAAGUAAGAAGGAUGUCAUCCUUUAAUGUGAUUGGAAUUGGGGAGACAACAGAUCAAAACAUAACUGGUUGUUUUCAGAGCAAUCUCUCAAUAGUCAAAACUGCUAAUUCUGAUGAUAUGGUGAUUACUGGGGCUUUAGAUGGAUCUAUUCGAGAAAAAGAGGACAUUCUGUUUCCCAAACUAAGCCGUAUGUCCACUCUUGAUGCUUUUGGAAAUGGAGAAAUAGUGGAUCAUAACAAAUCUGGCAACAACUUGAUAGCUCCAACUGCUAAUAAUGAUGUUACAGAGAAGACACAGUCACAGGCUGUUGUUUUCGAGGCCAAACCAUCAAGUGGAAACAAGCCAUUUAGCAACUCAAGGAAGAGUUUCUCUCUUGCAUCUGUAUCCAGAACUGUUCAAGAAGACGAGCAUGCAGGGAUUGUCAAGGAGGAAGCUCCGCCUCCAAUAUCCAGAGGAAGCAAAAUGUCCUGUUUUAAUUUGGUUGGAAAUGAAGAGAUAUUGGAUCACAACAAAUCAGGCCACCUCUCCAUUGCCCAAACUGCAAAUUCUGAUGAUAUGGAGAUGACACAGUGUCAAUCUAUUUUUCCCGAGGCUAAACAGGUCAGUGGAGACAUACCAUUAAGCAACUCAAGGAAGGAUUGGGCUCAUACAUCGGUAUCCAGAACUGAAGACGGUGAUGGGAUGGACAUUACUCAAGGGUUCACAGGGCGUAUAAUACUAAAUGCUCUUUCAGCCACCAAGAAGGAAAGAGAUGAAAGCAUUCUGAUACCUGCUACAUCACCUAAACAUAAUGAGAGUGACUGUAUGGACUUGACAUGCCAACCAAGUACUUUUGCUGGGAUUUCACCCCCAAGCCCUGAUGAAAUGGAAUUGACUGGAUGCAACACUAUGAACAUUGACUCAAACCGGGCCUGUUUAGGAAGUGCUGAUACAGGUACAGUACCAUUCUCCGCUAAUCAAACUAUCACUGUUGUUGUACCUAUGGAGAUGACUGAAGUACAUAUGGCACCAGUCAGUGAGCAAAAGCAUAAAGCUUUAAUGACUCGAAGAAAGUCAGGAGCAAGGAUGGUGUCCUUGAUGUCUUAUCCUGAAAACACUGAAGCUGAUAACUGUCAGACCAAUUUCUCCAACCCUGAUGACAUGGACAUGACACAAUGUCAGACUCAGACUGUUGUGCUUGAGGCUGAAUACGGCAGACCAUUCCGGAAAUCAAGGAAAAGUUUGAACCUUGUAUCUACAUCCUCCAGUCAUGAUGUUGACAGUAUGGAGAUAACCCAGGCACUCACCGGGAAUAUCAUGUUAAAGAGCUUUGUAUCCAAUAAGGAAAGGAAGCAUGAGAGUAAUCUGUUACCUACAGCACAAAGCUGUCAAAGGCAGGAUCAGUCUGACUGCAUGGAACUGACAUGUCAAGCCAGUGCAUCAAAUCUAGCUAUCCCCUGUGUUGAUGAUGAAAUGGAAUUAACAGGAUGCAACACAAUUGUAGUUGACUCAAAAAGCACAUUGGCAGCAAGUGCUUCAGAGAUCAAAGCAAAUGAAAGUGCACUUUGGGCAUCAACAUCUGUUUAUAGAUGCACAGUGUCAAGUGAAGAACAAAAUGAGGUGAUUGAAGCUGCCAAGUGUGCUAUUAACCAUGCCUUCCCCUCAAAACAUGUUUUUGAUCUUGAUGGCAAAAACCUUAAAUGCAACAACACAGAGACAAUGUCAUGUCACCCAGCUGUCAUGCAAGUGAACAAAUACUGCGAAAUGGCACAUCCAAGCAAUGUGAUGACAACUGAUGACGAAAAUGACAUGCAGAUUACAAAGAUCCUAACAAUACCCAUUGAAAUGGAGAAAGGUGUUUUGUUUGACCAGAGAGAAGCCAAUGUAAACACUUCCAGUGGUUCAAGAAAUGAAGAGGAGAGUCAAGCUCUUUGGUCUAACAAGGAACAAAGUACAAGCUCAGUCCAACAGGAAGGUUCCUCCUCAAAUGAGUCCAUCGCUGAUUCCUUCAGUCAAGAAGAAUUAAAACCGGCAAAAGCAAGACGGAGAAGUCUAGCAGAUUUUCAAAUGGAGCUUCAAAAUAUUUCACGACGUAUCCAGGAAGAGCAAAAAGUGAUAACAGGAAGCACAACUGCGCCUCUGCCUUCUUGUUCCUUCCCAGAGAUUUCCCUUAAAGAGCAGCGUGAAACUGAAAUUUCUAUUGAGCCAGCUUCAAAUGUCACGCCUAAUGUUAAGCAGAAAAAUAAUUCGGUUCAAAGUGAGAAGACCACACCUUUUAGUCUUAAAAAGCCGUUCUCAUCAAGGUUGUCAUUGUGUGGUAUCGUGCCAAAACUACCGAAACGAGCUACAACUGUAACUCCAAACAAAACUGUGACCAUAGGUACUAAUGAUUUACGAAGUCUACAACUAGAGAAACAUUUGGAUGUUGUUGAACAAAAUAGCAACUGCAAACCAGUCAAUAUUAAUGACGAAGAGUUACCUGAAAUGAGCAGUGAAGAAGAUAUAUCAGGCAGUCUUGAAAAUUGGCCAAUUAACAAGCAAGAUGAACUGGAUGGCUCUUUGGCUGUACCUAUAAAUGAAGAGCUUUUUGAGGAUGAGGUCUUUGAGUCAGGCACGAGCACGAGUCCAUGCUUUAAAAGGCCUCAUCCAGAGGAAGAUCCUUAUACAUCAGAACAAACCAAGAAAGCCAACAUUUCUGACAUGGGGCCUGACUGUCAUGAAGCUGCUGUACAGUGGGAAGGUAAUUUUACACGGCAUGCUGCUCAAAAUCCCAAGGCAAAGAAAAUUGGAGAUACAGGAGUCUCUGAAUCCACUCUCAGAUACUCGCAGUUUGACUCUCAUAUGGAUGGGACGCUGGAUAAUGUAUUUGAUUUCAAUAAGAAACUUGAGGACGGAAGCAUCACAGUGAAUGAGUUCCUAAGCCACUUUGGUAUCAACUUCGUCAUCCACAGAUCUAGAGCAAGUGCUCUUCCUGACAAUUGUAGGGCUGGUGAUGCAUGCACAAUGGAAGAUUUUCUCAAAGAGAAAUACAUAUACCAUCCCAAGCAGAGAGUGUAUGAGCAAGACUGUAAGAACCUUACAGAGAUAGUGGAGAGACUUAAAGAACAAAUGCCUGAACAAGAGAAAUCCCUGGGAUGCAUCAAUGGAGCCCUUCAGCAACAGAUAUGCACUCUCUCUAAAGAACAAUUAAAAAGCUUUGGAUCCAAGUUGAAAGAGCGAAGACUUUACUUUGGAAAGAGAAGCAAGACACAUUCUCAUGAAAUUAAAGGAGUCUUGUACUCAGAGCUCAUUAAAACUACACAGGAUGCAAAGCAAAGCCUGAUAUCUAAAAUCAAAGAGACAGACGGAAUUAUGGAAGACUUGGAUGGAUGCAUUAAUGAUUUAGAAACUGAACUUGCAACUGUAGAGUCCAUGAUUAUGGGAGAUCAUCUUGAUGCUCCUCAAACCAGACCAGCCUUAAAAGCCAAGGAAGAGGAUUUGAAAAGGCUUAAUUCAGAUAUCACUGUGAAGGAGAGGGAAAUUGGUGAGCUGGAGAUUCAGCUUAGGACUUUGGAGGGCCAACAGGAAAAGCUGCGAGGAGAAUCAAGUAGCCUUAAGAGUCAUCUUGCAACUUUGAACAGUUUGAACGAGUGGCGUCUUGAUGCGACAGAUGAAAGGGGGGCCUUGUUUACCUUACUUCACAACACUGUGCAUCUGCAGGUGAACCUGCAAAUACCUGCUGGAACGGAAUGGAUGACUGAGGAUGUGGAGCGAAGUGUAGAUGUAUGCUUCCAGUUGCAGCUGGAUGUGGAAAAGUCUGAGUGUCAUGCAAGCAUGGUUCACAAGUUACUCACACUAUACUGUCAGUCUCAAACUCAAUGGACACAGAGGUACCCAACUACCCGACAUAUACCAGAGCUGCUUCAUGACAUUAGUUUGGUGGUGGGUCGUCUCAGGCUCUUAGGUGAGGAGAUUCACCGGCUAAAGAAGUGGGGAGGAUUGAAGCUUCGCAUCCUGAAGAUCACCUGUAUAGACACACAAGUUCAUAUUGUCUUCUCAAGCCUGAAAGCGUUUGAAAAGUUUGAGUUAAGUCUGAUGGUCACUCCAGACUAUCCCUUUGGACCACUUCACAUACAGGACUUCAAAAAACACAUGGGGAAUACAAGGUUGAGUCAAAUUGAAGACAUCCUAUCAUCAGUCAAACCAGCCAAGAACUAUCUGACAAAAAUCCUCAAGAAGAUCCACGAUGAUCUCCUGUGCUAAAAUCUCAAGUCUUGUUUAGUCUUUUCUUUUCAGUCUUUUAAAUGUUUGUAUAUAUUGACGUUCGUAUAAUCAAAACAUAAUAAUUAAAAAUGUAGCCACAAACCACA